This is a messenger RNA of Entrophospora candida, 399 nucleotides long. Lineage: Eukaryota; Fungi; Glomeromycota; Glomeromycetes; Entrophosporales; Entrophosporaceae. The record is from the annotation of a GenBank genome assembly.
AUGCCUAAGAUGUUGAAAGAUAUGUUUGAUCAGCUUUGUAUGAUUGUUGAACAAGAUGAAUGUAAAAUUCGCAAAUUGGAAACAAUUGGAUUCCUCCAUUCUGGGCUUGUGAUGCCAAUUUUACAUAUGGACUCACCAGCAGGAUAUGUAUGUCGUGUUGAGUUUGGAAAAAACACACUUCCUGUAAUUGCCAUGGCAUGGAAGGCUAAAGUAACUGAUGACAGUGAAGAAGAUCAACUACAAUGCCUACAGGGUGCCUGCGAUACAACUCCACCACCACUACAAAAACGAAAAAAAGUGUAUUUGCCAACAUGUUUGGACACUCCAUCAAAACCAUCAAAAAGAAUCAAGGAGACUCUAUUCAAUCCACUUAGGUCAUCACUAGCAAGUAAAACAUGA